This is a messenger RNA of Fonsecaea nubica, 654 nucleotides long. RefSeq lists its product as hypothetical. NCBI's taxonomy places the organism in Eukaryota, Fungi, Ascomycota, Eurotiomycetes, Chaetothyriales, Herpotrichiellaceae. Gene Ontology annotation, molecular function: heme binding; oxidoreductase activity, acting on paired donors, with incorporation or reduction of molecular oxygen; iron ion binding. The transcript is spliced from 4 exons. The record is from RefSeq and is a predicted model, not a curated record. Bases 1 to 654 code for a protein of 217 amino acids.
AUGGCGGGCACUCUUUUCUACCUCAUGCAGCAGCAAAGGUGUAUGAAGCUUCUGGUGGAAGAGCUUGACAGAACCUUUGAAGACGUCGAAGAGAUUCGCCUCGGCGAAAAACUCACGAGCUGCGUUUAUCUGCGAGCAUGCGUAGAGGAGGCAUUGCGAAUGGCUUCGCCUGCCCCUGGCGUUGCAGAAAGGACUGUCCUUCGAAACUAUCAGGGAGGAACAGUGAUUGAUGGAGAAUUCUUGGAUGAAGGAACCACUAUCGGCGUGGGAGGUUGGGCCACGAGCUAUAAUCCCAAAUAUAUCCGAGAGCCCGACAGAUAUUGGCCGGAACGACAUAUCGCUGGAGGCGAAUUCUCCGCCGAAGAGGUACAACAAGCACACAAUGCGUACUGGCCCUUCCUUCUCGGGGUGAGGAAAUGUCCCGGUCGGAAGCUCGCGUAUAAUGAACUACAUCUUGUCAUUGCGCGGCUCGUCUACUUGUUCGAAAUCACACCGGAAAACCCUGAAGAGCUGAAGAGGAACUUUGAUAUUCUCGACCACAAUAACCCGAAGAAGAUUGGCCCAUUUGUAUCCUUCAGACUCCGGACAGGCAAACACCUUCCCACCACCAAUCCAAGUGAGAUGCAAGAUGUCAUCGUGGGAGAUGAUGAGUGA